Psylliodes chrysocephalus is the source of this 507-nucleotide messenger RNA. The record is from the annotation of a GenBank genome assembly. NCBI's taxonomy places the organism in Eukaryota, Metazoa, Arthropoda, Insecta, Coleoptera, Chrysomelidae.
AUGGAGGUUACCUAUAAUAAUGAAGAUCUUGACCUAAGCCCAGAAAAUUUUAAGUUGCAGGCUGUCCAACACGUUAUCGUUAGAUAUGAAGACAACUAUUACCCAGAAAUGGUUUUAAAACAUGAUCUUGAAGGCGCUAAAAUUAAGACCAUGAUAAGUGCCGGAAUUGAGGCUUGGAAAUGGCCAAUAAAGAAGGAUGUGCUUUAUUAUUUUAAUGAGGAUAUUAUGUGUAUCAUCAACGAACCCCAGCCAAAAAAUAACAGAGUGGAAUUUGGUGCAAUUUAUAUUCCACCUGACCCCGAUGAGCUAACUGACAAAGAAAACUUUGACGACAAUCUGGCUACAAAUCAAGAUAAUCAAACAAAUGACAUUGCUGGUACCUUCGAGCUGCAACUAAAGGAAGCUGCUACUGAGUUAGAAGAAUGGGAUUCUUCGAAUGAUGAAUCCUUAGCCAAAAAGAAACAAGUUACGUUGGUUGAUAAUAAUGUGGACAAAGAUCCUCAAUAG